AUGGAAGACAAUCAUAAUAAUCUGGCCGCCAUCUUUGCUGAGGUCGUAGAGGGAGAGAGAGGAAGUGAAGACGGAGAAGAACCGCAAAACUAACCGCCGGUGUUUACGUUGAUUCAGGCCAGAAUGAUCCAUGCGGGUCCCGCUCGUCCCUCUUCCAGAAACCCGCUCCACUGGAACUGUGAGCUGCGGAGCUAACAGCGGCUAGCCGGAGCAGCUAGCUGUUGGAUGACCGAGCAGUGGUCGUCCGAGGCGGACUGAGAGCUCGGCUCUGCCCGCUGGCGGUUCUCUGAUCCCGGGUCACAGCAGCUGAGUGGUUUAUGUUCAUUUGACAUUCAACACGUUAUGAACCGUUCAGGUUCAACUCCAACGUUUUUUAAAACCAGAGUUUGGAUCGAGUUUAGCCCCGGUUAGCCUCAACUGGAGCUUAAUCCCGCUGGAAACACCGUAAAGUGACCUUCCACCGUGAAGCGGCCUGAUCAGUGCGCUGGAUCCCGAAGAGAAGAGCUGAAAGUCGGAUGAUAGCAGGUGGUUUGUCUGGUCCUCCUCGUCUACCAGGCCUGGCCUCAGACUAACGGCUUGUAUCUGCAGCUCUGGCCCGAUCACACCUGGGUUCACCUGUUGUCCCGGUGUGAAGUGGUUCACACCGGGACUGUGAGGAGUCCUGACCGGAACAUGCUGCCGGCCCUCGGUGUCAAACAUCAGUCGAAGCAGCUGUAAAGUGUCAGUCACGAUGGGACCAGAGAGCAAACUGUUCCUCAGUGUUUUCCUCAUCUCCUGCUCCUCAGGUGCCAUUUUGGGUCGUUCAGAGACUCAGAAGUGUGUCCACUACAACUACAGCCCUAAUUCUUCCUCCUCAUCUUCCUCGGCGUUGGAUGGUCGGGGGAACAUCAGCAGAGUGAUAACCUGCUCUGGGGAAAAAGAUAAGAGGUUGCACUGCUUCGCCACCUGGAAGAACGUCUCUGGAGCUGUGAAGGUGGUGAAGCAGGGCUGCUGGCUGGAUGACGUCAACUGUUAUAACAGGAGCGAGUGUGUGGAAAAGAAAGAUGGUCCUGAAGUCUUCUUCUGCUGUUGUGAUGGCAUUUUGUGUAACGACAAGUUCUUCUAUAGCCCCAACAUCAGCUGGCCACCCACGACGAACAAACCAGUGACGUCUCCACCUCCAUUGCUGUCCACGCUCAUGUACUCACUGGUUCCCAUCAUGGCUGUCACCGCCAUUGUCCUCUUUUCCUUUUGGAUGUACCGGCACCACAAGCUGGCCUACCCACCUGUACUAGUGCCCACACAGCACGCCUUUCACAUAAUGAUAGAGGACCCUGGACCCUUUCCCCCCUCCCCCAUCCUUGGUCAAAAGCCCCUGCAGUUACUGGAGAUCAAAUCCAGGGGGCGUUUCGGCUGCGUGUGGAAGGCGCAGCUGCUCAGUGAAUAUGUGGCUGUCAAAAUCUUCCAAAUACAGGACAAACCGUCAUGGCAGAACGAGUUGGAGAUCUACAACAUGAACGGGAUGAGACAUGAAAACCUGCUGCACUUCAUCGGUGCUGAGAGAAGAGGAAGUCACAUGGUCACGGAGCUUUGGCUCAUCACCGCCUUCCACGACAAGGGUUCUCUAACCGACUACCUGAAGGCAAACGUUCUCUCCUGGUCUGAGCUGUGUGUCAUCGCUCAGUCCAUGUCCAGAGGUCUCGCCUACCUGCACCAAGACAUACCUGGACACAAGGACGGACACAAGCCCGCCAUCGCACACAGGGACUUUAAGAGUAAGAACGUUCUGCUGAAGUCCGACCUGAGCGCCUGCAUUGCUGACUUCGGCCUUGCUCUCAGGUUUGAGGCGGGAAAGUCUCCAGGAGACACCCACGGACAGGUGGGGACCAGGAGGUACAUGGCCCCUGAGGUCCUGGAGGGGGCGAUCAACUUCCAGAGAGAUGCCUUCCUCAGGAUCGACAUGUAUGCUGUCGGUCUGGUGCUGUGGGAGCUCGCUGCUCGCUGCAAGGCUGCUGACGGUCCGGUGAAUGAGUACAUGCUGCCGUUUGAGGAGGAGGUGGGUCAACAUCCGACUCUGGAGGACAUGCAGGAUGUUGUCGUCCACAAUAAGCUGAGACCGACGCUCAGAGAGUGCUGGAAGAACCAUGCUGGUCUGGUGUUGUUGUGUGAGACCAUCGAGGAAUGCUGGGACCAUGAGGCGGAGGCCCGACUGUCGGCCGGCUGCGUGGAGGAGCGAAUCGUACAGAUGCAGCGACAGACGAAUGCCACGAUGCCCGAGGAGAUUGUCACGGUUGUCACCAUGGUAACCAACGUGGACUACUUGCCUAAAGAGUCAAGCCUAUGACGAGACAUAGGGCCUAUCAGGAUGGAGCAGGGACUCCUGCUAAGGUGACCUGCCGGGUGCUCAGGUGACCUCCAGGUGCUCAGUUGAUUUGUUGGACGCUCAGGUGACCUCUGGCUGCAGGUGAGUGUCAGACUGAUGAGCAGCUCUUGAACCUGGAGAACAACAUGGUGGAGAGUCUCUCUGUCAUCACUUCCUGUUACCUUUUUUGACGAUCCAAACACUUUUAUUUCAAAAUAAAAGGGCGACUUAAGUUUGUCUAAUGUGAUGAUGAUGAUGUCAACAACAAAUGUCUUCUGAAUGUCUGUUUCACUGUUUUUUUUUUGUGUCAUAUAUACAUGUAAAUACAGAUUUGUAUUAUAUACGUAAAUUUACAGAUUAAGUUUAUUUUGAGAAAUAUGCAUAUACAGAUUAUUAUUAUAUACAUGUAUAAACAGAUUUAGGGAUGUCACAAUACAAAAUAUUUAUUAGUCAAUACACCAUGAUACGAUUCUCGAUGCCCAAUUUGAUACCAUGGCAAAAACAAAACCUCUCACUUACUUCCACACGCACUCUUUUAAUAAUAACAUUUGAACAUACAAAAAACAACAGUGGCUAUAUGUAGUCUUCAUGAAUAUAUUAUGAUUGUAUAUUAUGAUAUACAAACAUAUACAGAUUGCUUUAUACCUGUAUACAGAGUAUUAUUAUCAUGAUAUACAAAUGAUUAUUAUGAUAUACAUGUGUAUAUAUAUAUAUACACAUGUAUAUAUAGAUUGUUAUUAUAUAUGUAUAUACAGAUAAUUGUUUUUAUUAUAUAGAAGAAACAACUCUGUCGUUAGAUCAUCAGCUGAUUUAAAUCCAAAUCUUGUUAUUUCUACAUACUGAAAAUGACAUGAUUUUAUCCUACAUUUAUUUUAGUGUUGUGUGACAUCACAGAUCAGCUGACUGAAUGUUAAAAUGAAGAACGUCGUCUGCUCAUUUGUUUUCUUCUGGAUGCCGAUUGGAUCAGAGCCUCGACUGCUACAAAUCAAAUGACAUCAAACACAAGUGAAGUGAAAAAUCUGUCGUCACGUCAACAACGAAAACCAAACGUUUGCUAAACGUCUCAGGGAGAUGGUCAGGAACUCUCAGGAACUGUCAGGUGACCUGACUCAGGCAUGCUCCUGGUUUCUGUUCACACCUGUUUCCUCUGAUGAACUGUGAUAUAAGCCCCCCCCCUUUUUUUUUUUAAACCUCUGACAGGACGUGCCACGGAUUUUAGCAUGAGUCUGUUUUUAUUGACACUAAUCAAAAACUCCUUUAUAAUGUUAAUAUUGUUGUAAAUAUGUUGUUAACAUGUUUAUUUUAUACAAUGACAAUCGUACAAAUGAAAAACAGUUUGUGUAUCUGUUUCAGUAAUUUAUGUUGAAAGUUCUAAACUCUAA
Messenger RNA from Hippoglossus stenolepis (Pacific halibut), 3723 nucleotides. It is a transcript of the gene acvr2aa, whose product is annotated as activin A receptor type 2Aa. The coding region runs from base 731 to 2323 and encodes 530 amino acids. Gene Ontology annotation, biological process: protein phosphorylation; activin receptor signaling pathway; cellular response to growth factor stimulus. The record is from RefSeq and is a predicted model, not a curated record. The transcript is spliced from 12 exons. Gene Ontology annotation, cellular component: activin receptor complex; plasma membrane. Lineage: Eukaryota; Metazoa; Chordata; Actinopteri; Pleuronectiformes; Pleuronectidae. Gene Ontology annotation, molecular function: activin receptor activity; activin binding; ATP binding.